CAAGACGGUGGAGCGGAUGCGGCAGGAGAGCGGCGCCCAGAUCAGGGUGUUCCGGAACAGGGAGCAGCUGCCGCCUUGCGCCUUGCAGGGGGACGAGCUCAUCCAUAUAAGUGGGAGCUUUUCUGCAGCAAGGAAAGCACUUUUAUUAGUUUCAACCUGCCUCCAAGAUAAUCCUAGGCCAGAUACAAUGAGUUUUCCGGCUGGAAGAACAUUUGGGCCUCCAGGCAGUGGAUGUCCACCUGGUUUGGAUCCUCAUUCUCAAAGAAGCUAUUUACCACCACAUAUACCUGAUUAUCAUGCAAGGAAUUUUCCAAGCAAUGUUGCUGCCCCUGGUCCUAGAUUCUUUGUUGAACAAGAGGUAAUGUUCAGAAUGAUAUGUUUAAAUGAAAUGGUGGGCAGCAUAAUUGGAAAAGGUGGUGCCACUAUCCGUGCAUUACAGAGUGAAACUGGUGCUUCUGUCAAGGUUAUAGACGCUGUUCCUGAUACAGACGAUGUCAGGGACUAG
Messenger RNA from Lolium rigidum, 505 nucleotides. RefSeq lists its product as uncharacterized. Gene Ontology annotation, cellular component: cytoplasm; nucleus. The transcript has 2 exons. The record is from RefSeq and is a predicted model, not a curated record. Gene Ontology annotation, molecular function: mRNA binding. Gene Ontology annotation, biological process: regulation of gene expression. Lineage: Eukaryota; Viridiplantae; Streptophyta; Magnoliopsida; Poales; Poaceae. The coding region runs from base 17 to 505 and encodes 162 amino acids.